Molecule: messenger RNA, 4107 nt
Organism: Anneissia japonica
Lineage: Eukaryota; Metazoa; Echinodermata; Crinoidea; Comatulida; Comatulidae
Product: solute carrier family 15 member 1-like
Exons: 21
Coding region: 104-2422 (772 amino acids)
Biological process (GO): oligopeptide transport; transmembrane transport
Cellular component (GO): membrane
Molecular function (GO): dipeptide transmembrane transporter activity
Source: RefSeq, a predicted model, not a curated record
AUCUUCGUUCGCAGUGCAGAAAGAUGGCAUCAGAGGCCGGUGGUGCAGCAUAUGGUAGCGUAAAUAGAAGUGAGAAAGUGUGAAGAAUCUAUAUCCCAUCACAAUGGCACAGAACCUUGAUGCUAAGAUGUUUGACCCUAUCGACGGCAACAUAUCAGAUUCGUCAAACUUCAGUGAUGAAUUAAGUCCGUUAGAAGAUUCCUCGCUGCUUGAGAAUGAUGGGAAACCACAGAAAAUUAGCGGCAAGGCAUGGGGAAGAUUGCCGAAAUUCUUUUGCUGUGAUGAUGAUUUCCCCACUAGUGUUUAUUACAUUGUUGGCAAUGAGUUUUGUGAACGCUUCUCUUACUAUGGCAUGCGAACAAUCCUUAUUAUUUACCUGACCAACAUCUUAUUACUAAGUGAUAAUAAUGCCACUGCCGUGUUCCACACCUUCACAAUGCUGUGUUAUUUUACACCACUGUUUGGGGCAAUGAUAGCAGAUGGAUUCCUUGGAAAAUACAGGACCAUCCUGUACAUCUCUUUCAUCUAUAUGUGUGGCAGUGCUUUGAUGUCUCUGACAGCUCUGCCACCACAGACGACAGGCGAUCCAGAGUUAAUUGGUCCUGUGAUAGCCCUUCUGCUUAUUGCUCUUGGAACUGGUGGGAUCAAGCCAUGUGUGUCAGCCUUUGGAGGAGAUCAGUUUGUUGGCGGUGAUAUUGAAAUGUUGCAGAAAUUCUUUGCUGUAUUUUACUUUACAAUAAAUGCUGGUAGUGUUUUAUCAACUUUUCUCACACCAAUAUUAAGGAACGAUGUCCAGUGUUUUGGAAAUGACUGUUAUUUCUUAGCAUUUGGUGUUCCAGCAGUUUUAAUGUUUAUCUCACUUAUUAUUUUUGUUCUUGGUCGUAAGAAAUAUAAACGAUUUCCACCCACCGGUAACAUUAUAGGAGAGGUUUCUUGUGCCAUUGGAUAUGCAUUAAAAAACCGGUUCAAGAAACGCAAGACCGAUAUCACAAAGGAGCAUUGGGUUGACUGGGCCGAUGAUAAAUAUGAUGCCAAGCUUCUUGAGGAUGUGAAGAAUUUGUGCCAUGUUUUAGUUAUGUACUUACCGCUGCCAAUCUUUUGGGCCUUGUUUGACCAGCAAGGCUCUCGCUGGACUCUACAGGCUGAACAUAUGGAUGGUCAACUGGGUCACUAUAGGGUCAAACCAGAUCAAAUGAUGGCUUUCAACCCAAUCCUUAUUAUUAUAAUGAUUCCAUUUUUUGAAGUGGUUGUGUAUCCUGUGAUUCGCUUUUUGCGAAUUCCAUGUCGCCCUCUACAGAGGAUGGGUGCAGGUAUCCUCUUUGCUGGAUUAGCAUUUGUUGUUGCUGGCUUUCUUCAGAUAAGAAUUGAUAAUACUGAGCUUGCUUUUCCUGGUACAAAUGAGGGCAUGCUGAAGUUGAUAAAUGCUGCCCCCUGCGACAUCGAUGCUCAACUCAAGGGCGAAACGAACAAAACCUUCGGACAUCUUGACUUUGCUAGUUCAACUGAGAUGACAGUUCUACCACUCGGAAACUACACAAUAACAUUUCUACCACAAAAUUGUUCAUUAUAUGACCGUUCAGUAUAUGACCCAUCAGUUUUCAUACCUGAAUUAACAAGCAAGGAGGCUGACAUAGCAGUUGUAGGACUAUUCAACGACGGAGGUCAAUUAACAUAUGAAACUAGGCAAUUCAAAGGGGUGAUAAAAAAGCCACACAAAGGCAAUACGUUAGUCAGUGUGGUAUACGUGGUAGAACCUGAUAUUUUGUCCAAUAUGUCAGUCAUUUUAAAAAGUGAUCAGGAGAUGUAUACUAUUCCUUUUGAAUUCUUCAGUGCAUCAGCAUUUAAGGAAAUCACUCCAGAUACGUAUACAGUGCAGAUUCCAACUUUUAAUUCAACUCAUGAGAAGAUUAGUACACCUUUCAUCGCAGAGAGUGGAGCGAUUUAUACGAUCCUUAUUCAGUGCAAUGUCACAAGUUCACUAAAUGCAUGCGAGCCAAUUAUGGUAGUCCAUACAGACAUAUACCCCAACUCAGUGUCCAUCUUCUGGCAAAUUCCUCAGUAUUUUGUUAUCACAUUUGGCGAGAUCUUGUUUUCUAUCACUGGUUUAGAAUUCUCAUAUUCUCAGGCCCCAUCCAGUAUGAAGUCAUGUGUCCAAGCUGCCUGGCUGAUGACAGUUGCCUUUGGCAACCUAAUUGUUGUUAUUGUCGCUGAGAGUAGGAUUGUUAGUAGUCAGGCCCUAGAGUUCUUUUUAUUUGCUGGACUCACUGGAGUUGUUUUACUCAUUUUCAUUGUUAUGGCAGUCAAUUACAAAUACAUUACCCCAGUUGCCCCUGACAACACAGACUUGACAAAUCUAGUAGAUGAUAAACAAAAUCAAGAUGAGACGUCAUUGCGAGACCCGCAACCAAGCUACCAAGACUAAACACAGAGUUCAACAAAUAUUUUACUGGCAUUAACCUGAAUUGGGCCAGAGAAGCAUACGCCAUCUGGCAACAACUAAUACUAGUGUCGGUUGUGAUAACAUGUAUAUUGACACAAUGAGGGUAUUCAAUUCAUUUUCAGGGAUAUGACAAUAAGUUAUGGUAGAUAAACUUCAUUUGUGGAUAAUGUUGUAGUAAACUGUUAAAUUUAAUGUUGAUUGAUAAAAUCUAGUUUUUGAAAAACAGUUAUGUAUAAUACAAUUAUAGUAAUCUACCAUUCAGCAUAAGGAUGUCUAAAAAUGUUUGCAAUUAGAACUUAUUGUUCUUCCCAUCGGGUUAAGUUAUAUGCAAUGAGGCGAAGUUGAUAUGGCUUUAGGAUGAUGUGCUUCUGGAUACGUAUUCAGUAUUGGGUUUUGUUUAUGGCAAGUACAAUUACAAAUGUGUGUAUAUUGAAUUCAUUUCAUUCAGUUGAAAUGGUAUCUUUGUGUACAAUCAUUCAGUCAGUGGUGAGGUGCAGUGACAAAAAGUUUCUUGAAGAGCCAGAAAAAUCAUUUAGGAGAAUGUUUUAAAAACGAUUACACCCCGAUCUCUAUAUGGUAGGCCUAUUAUAGAGCUGGGAUCCCAUGUCUCUACGAGUUGCAGAGGUGUCCCUAAAAUUGGGACGGCCUCCUGCACGCAAAUAAAAGUCCUGAAAAGUUACAAUCUCCCACAAAUUCAUGUUAUUUCCAUGUGUUCACUACUGUAUUACUAUUGCCUCAAGGAAUUCUGUUGGCAAUGGGUAUCACUGUGUUAAUAAAGCCUAUUUAAGUAGGUCUUCUGGAAAUGACUCCUUCCAGCUUGGGACCCCAGGUGGGAGUGGUGUUUUUUUUGUUUUUUUUUGGACUUGUUGAGUAGCUGUGGUCUAGUGAAGCUGUUGUGAUUAUUGUGUAAAUUAUCGUAGGCUUUGGUGCACUAAUCUAAUUACAUUUACCUAGAAUGGACUCAAUGUCUAAAUCUGGACAGGUGCUGGAAGACUCUUAAAGAUAAACUCUUCCAAAAAUGUGUCUUGAAACAAAAUGAUAUAUGAUCUGUAUAUAUAAAAUAUGAUGUUACUGUACAUAUCAUAAUGGUUACUAAUCAUUUUAAAUGAAGAUAUACAUAUAUUUAUAUAUUUUGCUCAGUUUGUAUAAUUUUGUAAUUUAUCAUAAUAGGUUUUAAUGUAGCAGUGAGUUACUAAUUAUCAGUGUCAUUUUUAUUUUUUAUUGAUGGUGAUUUUAUUUUUAUUAUCCAGAUGGACAGAGAUGUGGUUUUAAAAAGGUUUUGUGCAAGGUAUAAACUAUAUGGUGAACUAACACUUAUGCACAUUCAUUUAACUUCCAACCAGCUUUCAUAUACUGUACUGCAGCAUCAAAAAUACAUAAUUUGCAUAUAUAUAUGUUUAUUUGUCAACUACCCAAAAGUCAAUUGCAUAUGUAAAUUGUUUAGUUCCCUCGUCGCGUUUUUGUAACUUUGUUAAUUUGCACCAUUUUUCUGCAUUUAUGACUGAUUUGUAUUUAUUUUUUUACAGUGUUGAGUGGCUGAAUAAAUGUUUGAUACGAUUGCAUAUGUAAAUCGUUUAGUUCCCUCGUCGCGUUUUUGUAACUUUCGUUAAUUUGCACCAUUUUUCUGCAUUUAUGACCGAUUUGUAUUUAUUUUUUUACAGUGUUAA